AUGAACUCGAUCCCUUGGAGAGGUGUCAUUUCCGGCGCUCUGUUUGGCGCGGCUUUGACAGCCGCCGGAAUGUACACACCCUCGACUAUCAUUGAGCAGAUGAAUCUCACCAACUUCCAUAUGCUGAAAGCCUUCUUAGCUGCCAGUGGCAGUAGCGCGUAAGUUCACGUUGUCCUUUUCACGCAAUGUGAAUAUCUAGUGCCAAAUAUAUCUUUCUGCGUUGUUUAUAAGCUGACAGAAAAUUCCAGGUUGACUAUCCUCCUCGGUUAUCAGCUCUCACUAACCAAGUGCUCACCUCGUACGCCAGCAACCAUAUCUCUCCCCUUUGGACCGUACAAUGGGAACGUGAUCGGCGGCAUCGUUCUCGGUCUGGGCUUGACACUCUCAGGCGCUUGUCCAGGAACCGUCUGGUCCCAACUAGUGACAGGAGUACCAAGUGCCAUCCCUGUUUUGGCAGGUACAGUUCUGGGAGGGAUCCUCUACUCCUUCCUCAAACCGCAUAUUACGCCUUCUUCCUCCCAAAUCGCAACUGCCAAAAACAAGCCAGCGUUCAGGAAACCCACUCUCACCCAACGAACUGGUCUUAGCAAAGCGAACGGAGUCGCGCUGUACGAACUACUCUGCAUAACCGGUAUCCUAAGCGCAAACUUCUUCUUCCCUCGCAACAAUCCCUCGCUUCUCAGUCCCAUCCAAGGCGGUCUCCUAGUCGGCCUCUCCCAAUUCACAUCCCUCCUCCUCACCACUUCCACACUCGGCAGUUCCACAGCAUUCGAGCAAAUUGGCGAUCUAUUCUGGUGGUCGUUCGACACUUCCAAGCGCCGACCUUCACUGAGAAACACGGCUUUUGCAGUAGGAACGAUACUUGGGAGUUUCAUCCUCACUAGAUAUGCCGAUGUACCGAUAUCUAAUGGGAAGAUUGUGAUUGGAACCAGGAGAGCUGUUCUUGGUGGGGUCUGCUUGGUUGUUGGGAGCAGGAUUGCGGGAGGGUGUACGAGUGGACAUGGGAUUAGUGGGAUGAGUAUGUUGAGUAUUUCUAGUUUUGUGAGUGUUGCUGCGAUGUUUGCGGCGGGGAUUGGAAGUGCGUCCUUUUUGAGACAUAGGGGAAUUUGA
Messenger RNA from Hymenoscyphus albidus, 1110 nucleotides. The record is from the annotation of a GenBank genome assembly. Lineage: Eukaryota; Fungi; Ascomycota; Leotiomycetes; Helotiales; Helotiaceae.